AUGAGCAUCUCGAUCAAUAAAAGGCUUUCGGUUUGGAAAAGUGAUAAUUCUUUUAAUCAGAACAGUCUAUCUAAUCUAUAGUUAACUACACUGACUGGCACGGGGUACUUUUGGCUCGAAACUGAGCCAAAAGCACCCGUGCCAGUCAGUGUAGUUCACAAUAUCGCCUAGGGAUUUAAAGCCUCCACAGUUUAAAAUCAAAAUUAGUACUUAUUAUACACAUCAAAACAAAGCAAGCCCAAAUAACGUUACAUCAUUAAAUUUUAGUCCAAAAUGAGGACAAGAAGCAGCAAAUGGGCUUUGAAAAUUAGAUUAGAUUGUUAGAUGGUUGCUUAGAGAAGCCCUUUUAACUGAUGGCAUUCUGUGUGGCGCUAGCCCCUGUCGACACAGCUGAAUUAGGGACGAAGCCCCUGGCUUCUUAGUAGUGUUAUUGCCUUAUUGGGCUAAAACCCUUCGCUGGGUGCCACCAUUUCCAACUAAUUCCUUCAACUGCUAGUUAUUCAGCCCUGUAUAUCACCCUGGCCGAUAUCGAUCCUCUUUGGAACCCUUGAGCCGGAGCGAUUGCUUUAUUGACUAGCCUUCCCUUUUUUAAGGUCAUCGCUGAAGAAAAUCACCCGCUUCUGUGAUUUAAGGCAGACUCCGAUAGCAGCUUGGGCAGGUAAUUCACUCUGCUCCACUUCGUAUGCCCGCUGGCUUGGAUACUGCUGGCAAGAAGAAAUCAUGGUAACUGUUCAUUGGAUCAGUCCAAAAUCAGUGGAUUUUUGCUUAACUUCGCUUCAGGGCAUCAGAUAUUGAUAUAGAAUUUUCCCGUAGAUGGCACUGUUUGCCCUUGAUUGCCCACUUAAAAAAUUUUUUUGUUUGACCAAACCAUAUGGUACUGGUCGAACCAAAAAGUUUUUAAGUGGGCAAAUCAGGGGGCAAACCGCGCCAUCUAAGGGAAAUUUCUAUAGGCCAACUCGUGACUCCAAAACCAUGCCCAGAUAUGCAUGGUUACCUCCGCACGAGAGGACGGGCCGAACGACAUCACCAUUUUAUGCAUAUCUAAAUGGGCUUUACAAGUUAAGCCAAAGUGGUGAUUUUACACCUUAUGCACCUUCAAAGCCUUUUAAAUUUCCACAUUUGCCUAUUUCGUUAUGCCUAACUACAGUCAAUCUAGCCAUUCAUGCUGUUUCCAUUCUCUAUUUUCAAAUAAAAAAAACAGAUACGACUAAUCACUAGGAAUGCUUUUACUAGUUGUAAUUAGUUUAUCAAAUAAAAUUAUAAAGAAGCAUAAGAAGAAUAUGAUUCUUAAUAGCAAUUUAUUGGCUAGAGGGGUAAGUUUGAAUAUUCUUCCAAAUAUAUCUCCUUACAAAAGAAGAGUUAUCAAAAGUGAAGUUCAAGCUUUAAGCACGGAUAGCUCUCACAACAAAAGAUGAAACUCUUGCCUAUCAUCAAUAACUCCUAUAAAAAGAGCUAUUAAAAUACAAACAGAAUAA
Messenger RNA from Blepharisma stoltei, 1475 nucleotides. The record is from the annotation of a GenBank genome assembly. Lineage: Eukaryota; Ciliophora; Heterotrichea; Heterotrichida; Blepharismidae.